AUGCAACCUGAUCAGAUAGAUAAAAGUAUGGUCACAGAUAUACGGCCAGUAAAUGAUGCGAGAAAGAAGAAGCUUACCUUUAUCUCAGAAGGUUCAGCAGAUAUUGAGGUACAAAAGAAUUCAGAGGAACGAGCACAAGAGAAAUAUGAAACUGAAAAACUACGAAGAACAAGAAAGUCAUUAAGUGAUCAAUUACGUUCAAAUUCUGCAAGCAAACAGAAAGCAUUCAAGAAUGAAGUUAGAAAAAGAGAAAAAUUCAACAGACUUAGUAGAGAAGAACUUAACUUCUUUAAGGAUGUGAAAGAGAAAGAGAAAAGGGAGGAAAAUGAGAUGGAAACAUAUUUAGCUCAAAAGACAGAAUCCUUUGAUAAGAGAAAAAGAAAUGCUGAAAAGAAGAUAAAUAGUAAUGAUGAGACAGAUGAUGUUAUAAAAAGUACGAGUGCUAAUGAGCAGAACGAUUUAAUAAGUAAUAAAGUAAUAAAGAAAAAGCACAAAAAGAUAAAAUUGAAAAUAAAAACUUUAGGUUCUAACCAAAAAUAG
Maudiozyma barnettii is the source of this 540-nucleotide messenger RNA. It is a transcript of the gene FYV6, whose product is annotated as Fyv6p. NCBI's taxonomy places the organism in Eukaryota, Fungi, Ascomycota, Saccharomycetes, Saccharomycetales, Saccharomycetaceae. The transcript has a single exon. The record is from RefSeq and is a predicted model, not a curated record. Bases 1 to 540 code for a protein of 179 amino acids.